Molecule: messenger RNA, 1440 nt
Organism: Sesamum indicum (sesame)
Lineage: Eukaryota; Viridiplantae; Streptophyta; Magnoliopsida; Lamiales; Pedaliaceae
Product: syntaxin-132
Biological process (GO): vesicle fusion; exocytosis; intracellular protein transport
Cellular component (GO): SNARE complex; plasma membrane; endomembrane system
Molecular function (GO): SNARE binding; SNAP receptor activity
Source: RefSeq, a predicted model, not a curated record
AAAAGGAGCUGCCUUCCUUCACGCUCCAUCUCUCAAAUAAUACCUGUGCCUGUGCGCCGUGGUUUCAACAGACAAAAAACACACAACACAUACCUGUCUCUCUCUCUCUCUCUCUCCUCGCUGUCUCUCUCUCUCUCUAAUUGAACCCGCGUACCAAAAUUUCCAAAUACAAAAAACCAAAAACAAAAGGAGGAAGAAAGCGAAGGAAGAGAGAGGGGGGAGGAGUCCUUUUCCAGGGAAGGAGAUCUUUUUUGGUUGAAUCUAUACUUCUCUCGUCUCUCGAAAUCCAAUUGUUCCAAAAUGAAUGACCUUUUGUCGGAUUCCUUUGUGAUCCCACGGGAUCAAGGUAAUAGGAAUGGUGAUAUUGAAAUGGGGAUCGAGAGACAAAUGCAUUCAGGAGAGCUAGGCCUGGACAAUUUCUUUAAGCAGGUCCAGGAGAUUGAGAAACAAUAUGAAAAACUCAAUUCCCUACUAAGAAAGCUUCAGGACGCACACGAGGAAUCAAAGGCUAUCACCAAGGCUGCUGCUAUGAAAGCGAUCAAGAAGCGAAUGGAGAAGGAUGUCGAUGAAGUUGGAAAAGUUGCCCGUUCUAUUAAAUUAAAACUUGAGGAACUUGACAAAGAGAAUUUAGCCAAUAGACAAAAGCCUGGAUGUGGACAAGGGUCAGGUGUAGACAGAUCAAGAACAGCGACAACAGUGGCUUUGAAGAAGAAGUUUAAAGACAGGAUGUCUGAAUUUCAGACUUUACGAGAGAAUAUACAUCAAGAGUAUCGGGAAGUUGUUGAGAGGCGUGUAUUUACAGUAACGGGCACUCGAGCUGAUGAAGAGACAAUUGAUCAAUUAAUAGAGACCGGGGAUAGCGAGCAGAUAUUCCAGAAAGCAAUUCGAGAACAAGGCAGAGGACAGGUAAUGGACACUCUGGCAGAAAUUCAAGAGCGACAUGAUGCAGUGAGAGAUUUAGAGAAGAAGCUUCUAGAUUUGCAACAGAUAUUCCUGGACAUGGCUGUACUGGUGGAAGCUCAAGGGGACAUGCUUGAUAACAUAGAGUCACAGGUUUCAUCAGCUGUAGACCACGUGCAGUCUGGGAAUACUGCUCUUCAGAGGGCAAAAAGUCUGCAAAAGAGCUCCAGGAAAUGGAUGUGUAUAGCGAUCCUCAUCCUUCUCAUUAUUGUUGUUAUCAUAGUCGUGGGUGUGCUUAAGCCAUGGCAGACGAAGAACGGGGCUUAGCUCUCCACCAGAGUGUAUGUAUAAAUACGAGUUUGCUAAUGGGAAUUGAUUUUCUUUCAACAAAAUUUCACAGCUAUCCUUUUUUCUUGUGCAUUGAGGACUUGGGUUUUUAACACCCACUUGUAUCGAUUGAUUUGUGAACUUCUAGCAGCAGAUUGUGUAAUUUACGUCUAGCUGAUUAUGCUUAUUUGCUUUAGUUGGGACUUUGGAUGA